Messenger RNA from Camponotus floridanus (Florida carpenter ant), 4285 nucleotides. RefSeq names its product homeobox protein engrailed. Gene Ontology annotation, cellular component: nucleus. Gene Ontology annotation, biological process: neuron differentiation; regulation of transcription by RNA polymerase II; multicellular organism development. The record is from RefSeq and is a predicted model, not a curated record. NCBI's taxonomy places the organism in Eukaryota, Metazoa, Arthropoda, Insecta, Hymenoptera, Formicidae. Gene Ontology annotation, molecular function: DNA-binding transcription factor activity, RNA polymerase II-specific; RNA polymerase II cis-regulatory region sequence-specific DNA binding. The transcript is spliced from 3 exons. Bases 916 to 2733 code for a protein of 605 amino acids.
UACGCCCAGUAACGCCCAUCGCUGGUUCUCCCGCCGCUUCCUCGCCGCAGACGUUCCGCGGCAACCAACUGGACAAGCAGGCCCGGUCCGGUUUCACGACGUCGCACAACGACUCCGUCGAAACCCGCGUCUAUACUCCCAGCAUCGCGGAGGGCUCCACGUUUUCACUCACACGAAGAGCGCCACUGACGUUCCUCCUCUUCGUCGCGUCCGGGAUCGCGGUGAUCUUUUACGCGACUUUCGAGAACCGUUGAAUCGUCGAUCGAGGACUCUAAAGUAUGUGAGAGUGCAUCGUAUCGAGAUAAUAUAGCGAGGACUUUGAAAGGAUACGCUCCUUGCGCGGGCUCGCUCGAUUGUCGAUUAAAUACAGGGAUACCAACUGAAGAUUAUCCGUGCCACAGAUGACUAUCGAAUUCGGAUUCGAGGUACUUUGUGGUGUGAUAUUGUCAGAGAGUCGACGGGAAAAAAUAAACCGAGGAUGAAAGCGGGAUGAAAUAUGGAUAACUACUCGUAAGUAGCCUGCCAGCUGUCCGUCGGAAUGAAGAGUGAGGUUAUGGUUUAGCCGGUGACAGACGCUGAUGUAACCGUCAGAAGUGUGAUACCGCGAAAGAGAAUUUGUUAAACGGAAGAAUAAUCUUAGGAUUGUUACGUCAUGCCAUCCUACUCAUUCAUCAUGUAUGUUAAAAAGAAGUCUUGAAGAUAGUGACUAAGACAGAAAUCUGAGGAUGACGUCGUUCGUCGAUGCUAGACAGAAACUGAAUACUUCCGUAAGGUAAAUUGUUUAAAAUGAUAUUAAACAUCGAGGAAAUAGUACAAUCAGUUUAAAGAAAUGUCUUCUUAGGAAGGAGAAGGCAUCAUGAAGACACGGCCUACGAAAGUUUCAUCGUGAUCGAACCGAGGGAACUGGGUCUGUCAAUGAGCGAGGUGGGUGUCUUCUCUCAGAAAAAAAUGUCGAGUACAUCCCCGGCGCCACCGAUGGAUCUGGACACCGGGUCGGAAUCGGAGACUAGGUCGAAUCACCUGAUCUCGCGGCUGGAUCAGGAUCCGGAGGAUGCGGAGAAACGUGAUCGGGCGCGAAGAACGGAGUGCAGCAACGCGGACAGCGACUGCGAGAGCGACACGAGCGAGGUAUUGAGCGUAGGCAGUGAACCAACGCCGACCAGCGUGGUCGGGAUGCGUGUAUGCGGGACUAUGAGGUACCACGAUCAGGAAUCCGCGAGUUCCGGUCGCGGCGAGUUCCGGGACGAGGAAAACAUGAGAACGUCGGAGACACCGUCGCCGGCCAGCUCCACCAGCUGCCACGACCUGUAUUAUCAGCGCGCAUCAAGUAAUCACGUGUCGGCACCGAGUCCGCCCGGUUACAGUCAGCCACCGUCAUCUCCUACGGCGUCUUCCGUCAGAUCCCCAGCUUCCUCUUCGGCCACCGCCUCGUCGCCCGGUCGGCCGGAGGCGAUUCAAGAGGCUAUCGUACCCAGGUACCAAUCUGGUCAUCAGCAACAUCUAUUUUCCCGAUACUCUUCCAGGGAAUCUGAGAUCUCCGAUUAUCCACCUCGGGUCCAGCACAAUAUUGGUCACGAGAUCAUUUAUCCUACCGUAGAGAGGUUGCACCGUACGCACGUAAGCGUAUCAUUGGUAACGAGACUCUCGUUGUCACCGCCGUCGGCCAUGACGGUCGCCGGACUCCAGGCGACAACACCUGGCGUUCUUCAUCCCGCCGCCUGUAGAGAUCCACGGGAGACUGCUACGUUGAUGCCGCAUCACAGCCAGCAUCUGCACCAUCCCAGUCCUCACACGCACCUACAGCAAGGCUCGCAGGUGCAGCAUGUGCCGGCGAAUCCAGUGCACCAGCAUCGACUCUCGGUUAACAAGCUCCUGCAGCGAGACCCAGGAAGCCCGGUAUCGCCAACCGGCACCAGGGAGGAGAACGGAAGAACUCCGGCUGCGAAUGGUAUCGUGCCGAAUAGUAUCGGCAACAACGGCAACCAUCAUCACAACAAUCACAACAAUAAUAACAAUCUGCAACAUCAGGCGGGCCUGAAGUUUAGCAUAGACAAUAUUUUGAAGGGGGACUUUGGCAGGAGAAUCACGGAUCCGAUCUCCCUGAAAAAGUCUCGACCUAAAAAAGUGUCGUCGAGGCCGAUCGAUUUGACGAAGGACUUCCUGGAAUCGUCCUCCGACGCGUCCGAGAGGAGCAGCUCGGAGCCGACGACGACGACGACGACGACCAACGCAUCCCCCACCGGAAUUUCGACCGAAAACACGACGUCCAAAGCGACCGGAUCUACCGGGACCGAUCCUGGGAAGAUGUUGUGGCCUGCGUGGGUCUAUUGCACCAGAUACUCGGAUCGGCCUUCCUCUGGACGAAGAUCAUCCCGUGUUGCAGGUCCGCGCACGAGAAGAGUGAAGAGGACAGACGGACGUGGCGGCGGUACUCCCGAAGAGAAACGUCCUAGGACGGCGUUUAGCGGAGAGCAGUUGGCGAGGCUGAAGAGGGAAUUCGCGGAGAACCGAUACCUGACGGAAAGACGGAGGCAGCAGCUCUCGAGGGAUCUGGGCUUGAACGAGGCGCAGAUCAAGAUCUGGUUCCAGAACAAGAGAGCGAAAAUCAAAAAGGCCAGCGGCCAGAAAAAUCCUCUCGCGCUCCAGCUGAUGGCACAGGGACUUUAUAAUCACUCGACGGUACCACUCACUAAAGAGGAGGAGGAACAAGCUGCGGAGCUCCAAGCGAAAUGACGUAUGCAGACUUAAACAGAAACGACAAAAUGUUAGUAUGUAACUUUGAGCCCUAAAUUUCGUAUCUGACCCCAAAGAUGCUAUAAGCGAAAAUCAAAUUAUCCUCUUUACUUCCUUUUAAUCCUUCGCGCGAGAAUUUUUGAGAAAAAAUGGAGAGAAGGAAAAAUAGGAUCUCUGGCAAAGUUAAAAUACACUUAGAUAGUUGGAAUAAAAAAUGUUUUCAAAUACGAAUUAAAAAUUAUUUGACAAUAUUAAAAUCUCGACCUGAUCUUUUCUUUAAUGAAUAAUUUUUGCAAAAGAGAAUGCGAAUACAUAAAAAGUAUUUUUGUUAAUUUUUUCAAUUAUGCAAGUUUUUGAAAGCAAGUCAUAAGUAACCAAAGCGGUGUAAAUUUUCGUGUUAUUUAAGAAAAAAAAGAAAAUAAAUAUGUCCUAUAUUAUACUUUGAAGAGUCAUAUUGGCCAAAAAGAUGGUAAGAAGGAAAGCUUUCUGAGCGGGCCCAAAGCCUAUGGUCUGCCAUUUUUCUUCCUUAAAAUGAAAGACUGGAGUAUUUAUUUCGUUAGAUGUACUAGAGUGGCAACUCGUUAGACAGCAAACGAAUCAACUCGAGGAAUUCUUGUUCUGUAAUUAGAGCUUCCGAUAAAGCAGCAUUUGGCGUAUGUCGCUCGCCUUCGUUCGACAAUUAAUCGAAAAAAAGUGAGAAAAAGUUAGUUACCGAGAUGGCUACGUAAAUAAGUUACGGUCGUUCGCCGUUUCUUGCCAUCGCUUUGAAAGGGGCGAGAAGAAAUAAUAUAAAAACUACGGCACACGUUCCUAGAUCGCAGCAUCCACUUGGUUGGAUCAGAUUUUGAUUUUCAGAAAAAUGAUACACGAUAUACCGCAAAUCCAACCAGAUUUUCCGGGAUAUUUUGUAUUGUCAUAAAAGUUUAUUUCCAACAAGAAUAUUCAUUCUUACUGCGUAAUCUUCGCGUACAAAAUUUGAUCCAGUUUAAAGUAAAAAUAAAAUGUGUUCGAUUAGCGUACUGCGAUGGCAUGCAGCGGUUAAUUUUUCACGAAGGAGAUUAACAAGUGCCAUUUUUUGUAAUUUUUCCGGCAAUAUUAUUUACACGAAACGUACGGAAUCGCCUCGCGACGAGAAAGAUUAGGAAUCGAGCGAGUAAAAAAGAAAGAGCGGGGAAAUAGAUUUUACAUUAAUUUAUUGUAAAAAUGUAAGAUAUUAUAUCUCGCGAAGAAAAACUGUGGAGUGAUUGCAAUGUGCAAUAGAAUAUUAUAUAUAUAGAAAGAGAAGCACACACACACACACACACACAAAUAGAGAUGAGCUAUGUAUAGGUGUGUUGUAUAUGUAAUCGACGGAGCGAUGUACAUAAUUUAUCACUUAGCGGCGGCGUGUCCCGAUAUAGACUGUUUAAAAAUAUAACUUAGUUAUUUAUUUACAUAUAUGUGUGAAUCGUAGCGAUCAUACGAACGAUCACGCGACAACUGAUACUUGUAAGAUUAUUUAAAUUCGAAUUAAAUAUUCCCAAUUAUCAAGCCAUCGAAUAUGAUUUAUUUU